This is a messenger RNA of Amoebophrya sp. A120, 3220 nucleotides long. NCBI's taxonomy places the organism in Eukaryota, Dinophyceae, Syndiniales, Amoebophryaceae. The record is from the annotation of a GenBank genome assembly.
GUUUAAUACUACAGUGCGUCACGUAGAAGUAGGCGGCCACAAGGAAAGCGUCGUGCAUGUAGUUCGCGAUUCUGUUGCCGCAGGCAAACGCAAUGGAAAUGGUGUACUCCAUGAAAAACUUUCUUUUUUUUCCUUCCCCAGAGCGGAUUCGUAAUGCAUGAUAGAAGCACGCGCACGCCUAUAAGGUCAAGAUCAACAUUGAACAUUCAAGAAUUAAGAUUAGAUUUCCCUACUACGUGCUGACGUCAGAGAUCCUUGCUAUUUUUGACCUUCGCGCGAGCAGGUUCAGAAGGCAUAUUCAGUUGCACCGAGAUCAUUCUUUCAGGGAAGUGCCUACGACUACAUCAAAAUUUUCUUUGACAAAAUCAAAAUCUAAAUCAAAAGGCAACAUCACCAUGGCCUCCCAGGUGUCCGCGACCUCUUCGUCACACGGCAACGCCCCGCCGCCCCCGAGCAACGCGGAUUUCUUGGAAUCUCUCCCAACGCACGCCCUGAUCCAGGAACUGACGCGCCGCCACCGGAUUCUGGGCGCCCCCCUGCGGAAGUGCGUCAUCCUCGGCCCGCCCGGUAUGGGAGUGACAGGUGGGGUGGGUCUGGGCGGAAAUCCUCAAAGCGGAUCGUGGGAAAAAAAGUUUGUCAUGCGGAAAUCAUUUUUCAUUUUCUUCUGGCUGCGCCAUGAUCCAAUUCCAAGCGGCGGACGAGCAGGCGCGUUCGUAUUCCUGCUUCCUAAAUCUUUACACUUUCGUAAACUUACCGACGAGGACAGCAGGGGGCACAGGCGGCACACAAGAACUGUUCCUGUCGUCAGUAUCAUACUUUGACGAAAUAAAGCUCCGUAUCGGUCCAUACCCAUGCGCCUGACCCGCUCAUACCAUGGUCCGGGAAAUCCGCGGUAGCCGACCAUUUUCGCUACAACUUCGGCUACUGCUUAUGAAGAGUAUUUUUGGGGUAGGAGACUGCUCAACAAAAAAGAGAAAAUGCCAAGUGAUUUAUUUGUAAUGGCGCGUGAAGAAGUCUAAGCAAAAUGACUCAACGAACACAUGAUCCUAUGAACAACAUCAACAAACGAAGCAAAGCAAUCCCAAUCCACUUGUCUCCCAUGCGAACCGUUUUCUAAUUUUGAAAGUCUCGAGUUUCCAUUGGCAUACUGCAACGUCUUACGCGACCAUAACGGCGGAAUACCGGGCGGUAGCGCACCAUCAUCAGCGAAGGAGAAGUUGGCGCAGAUACAGGUACUGGAUAGAUUUCAAAGAGUGCUGCAAUUAGCCUCCUUCUUUUACUUUUUAUUGUUUUUGUUCCAUUCACCGGCACGUGGUCCGACCAUUACUUGAACUUGAUGGUGUUGCUGGUGAUCAUGCAGUAGUGAUUUAUGACGAGUUGUCCUGCACCUGCUGCAGCUGCAAAAUUAUAUACAGAAAGGUACUGGCGCAAUUCUGUAUCAGAAACACAUGCAAACAAAAACAAUAGGAUCGCCUUUCCGAGCCCCAGUGCCGGCGAGGGUUCGUCGUCGACGGAUUUCCAGAAAUAUGAAAGGAAACAUAAACAAUUCAGUCGACGAAGUGACAUUUGUAGUGCAGAAGACCCUGCAUAUUUUAGUCGAAAAAUAAAAUGCUUGCUGUACCAGACGAUGACCAGCCAACAGCAACAGCACAACUUCUGCUCACCAUAUUUGUCUGUGCUGCUUUGAAAAUGCUUCAUGUCUCUCAAGCACAUGUAUGUGGACCCAAGAAAUUACUCAUUUGACUACCACGAGCGUUGCCGCGCGUACCCGUGCGCGUACGUACCGUCCUUCUUGUUGUUUUCCUGCAUAACACAACGGAGUCCAGGCGGAGAUGCUCGCGUCAAAUUUAUCUGACAAGGCUAUCCGACAGAAAACCCCCAGUUCUGCAUCUGACGUAGUUUAGUGGAGGUAGUUGUACAGCUAUUUUGCAUGAAAUAAGGUUCACGAUGUCGUCAACACUUCCUGCAUUUUUGGGUUUUGACAUGCAAAUCGAAGGGGCUCCUUUCGGCCUAGAGCCAAGAAAACCAACAUCGUGGACGAGAGCGCCGCUACUUGCUAGCAAGCAAUUUAAAUUUUCUGGUUUGAUAGCGCACAAGAUAGACCAGUGCUUGAUCCUGGACGCACCCACGGUGGAGCAGUUGCAGCAGGCCUUCGGUUCAACGAAUGCGAGCACGAACCAUGCGAGUAAAGCGGCAUCUGGCAGCUCUACUGCGACGAUCACGGAAAAAGAACUCCAGAUCGCUCGCGAGGACGCAAACCGCGUAGCUAAGUGGUUUUUGGAAAAGAAAGGGGUUUUAUGAAAAGAAAAUCAAAAUGUACACUUGAUUGUAAAUGUAGUUCAGUAUCAUCUUGUAAAUGUUGUAGGCACGGUGGUGGUGGUCGUCCUCGUGUGAUCUCAGUUUACCUUGCAGGACGAGGAACAGCAAAAGAAUCACAAACUCGCGCCAGGCAGGGGAAUAAAUCUGUGUGCUGUGGGAGCGAGGGAACAACAAGUGUCUACUUCCCAUUGCAUACCUGCAGUGCCAAAAACUGGACAUCUCCGGACUCUCGCGCGCGGAGCUGCUGCAGAAGGCAGGGGAUGCGCUCUACUUCAGGGAGACGGGCGGCAGCUCAUCCGCAACCUCCGGGGCGAAUUUCGCGGGGGCCUGAUGAUAAAGUAGUGGAUUUUCAUGCACUUAUGGCAGCUGACGCUGACCACGCGAAAAACAAGUCGCUCGACUACUUACUCUUUUUUUCUUCGUCCUCCCCACAGAGCGCAACUGUGCAGCUUUUCCUUGAUCUCGGUAACCGCCUCCAUUGCGACCAGUUGAGUUCAUGAUUGCCUUUCGACGCUUUACUGAAGUUUGGUUUUGAAAGACAACUACAUCUACAGAAAGAAAUACACGAGUUUUAUGGGAAAGAACUCUGGUGGAAAAUCAAGACAAAAUACUUCUUUGGUGGAGGACAAAGAUCUAAACGAACGACUUGUAUGCAGUGCACAAGUGGACCAGACGAAGAAAUACCAAUAAGAAAAGUCCAAAAUAGUGUAUCGUGUCAGGUUCAUCUUACACGGCCUUGUGCGUGAUUGUCUCAAUUUGAUGCCACUGCUACACAAGCCCAAGCGUGAGGAUGAGCCACUUGAUGUUUUAGUAGCCAGCACAGCUGGAGCCUACGAGUCAUGUCGUCUGAAUAGAGUUAGUUGUACUUACCAGCUACAGAAAAAAAAUCGGUUGUCCCUCC